This is a messenger RNA of Phragmites australis (common reed), 1281 nucleotides long. Its product is annotated as lactoylglutathione lyase-like. Gene Ontology annotation, cellular component: cytoplasm. Bases 140 to 1057 code for a protein of 305 amino acids. The record is from RefSeq and is a predicted model, not a curated record. The transcript is spliced from 11 exons. Lineage: Eukaryota; Viridiplantae; Streptophyta; Magnoliopsida; Poales; Poaceae. Gene Ontology annotation, molecular function: lactoylglutathione lyase activity; metal ion binding.
AAGGAGACCAAGAAAGAGAGUCGUCAGGUUGAGAGCUCACUGCUGCGCCUGCUUCUUGAUCGAAUCGAGUGAACACCGAUCGAAAUCCAAUCCAAGAUGGAGGCUUGCAACCUGUGUGUUUGAUUGUGGCUUCCAAGAUAUGUAUUCAGCAAGUUGGAAAAAUAAUAUUGACGAUUUGGAUGGGAUGGCAACUGGGAGCGAAGCCGAGAAGGCAGCUGAGGCUGUGCUUGAGUGGCAUAAACAGGACAAUAAGAGGAUGCUUCACGCUGUUUACCGUGUCGGGGAUCUGGACAGCACAAUCAAGUAUUACACGGAAUGUUUUGGGAUGAAACUGCUGAGGAAAAGAGAUGUUCCUGAGGAGAAGUACACCAACGCCUUCCUUGGGUUUGGACCGGAGGACACCAACUUUGCACUUGAAUUGACAUACAAUUAUGGCAUUGAUAAGUAUGACAUUGGGGAGGGCUUUGGGCAUUUCGCUAUCGCUCAUGAGGAUGUGUACAAGUUGGCUGAGACAAUCAAAUCCAAGGGUGGCACGAUCACUCGUGAACCUGGUCCUGUCAAGGGAGGAUCCACUGUAAUUGCCUUUGCAAAGGACCCUGAUGGUUACCUAUUUGAGCUUAUCCAGAGGGGUCAGACACCUGAGCCUCUUUGCCAAGUUAUGCUCCGUGUUGGUGACCUUGAGCAUUCUAUCAAGUUCUAUGAGAAGGCCCUUGGGAUGAAGCUCCUAAGGAAGAAGGAUGUGCCUGAUUAUAAGUAUACCAUUGCCAUGUUGGGCUACGCUGACGAGGACAUGACAACCGUUCUGGAGUUGACAUACAACUAUGGUGUCACAGAAUAUAGCAAGGGCAAUGCAUAUGCUCAGGUUGCUAUUGGCACCAAUGAUGUGUACAAGAGUGCUGAGGCUGUUGAUCUGGCGACCAAAGAACUAGGGGGCAAGAUUUUGCGGCAGCCAGGGCCGCUACCCGGGAUUAACACAAAGAUCACCUCUUUUGUUGAUCCAGAUGGCUGGAAAGUGGUCUUGGUUGAUCAUGCCGACUUCCUGAAGGAACUCCAGUGAAGAUCAAAACACACUAAUGCCAUGCUAGGAGGCAAACCUUAUGUAGCAAUGAUUGUCUUUGAUGUAAUAAAAAGGAGGUUUCGGCUCGACAAACAGAAUUAGAAAUAGAUACUGCUACAGAGGUUGUGCGUUUGCUAGUUAGGCCUGGGAUUGCUCUGUGUAUGCUAUGCAAUGCUACCUAUAGCAACAUCGUUUAUUGAGGUGGAUCAGUUUGCGUGGUUGAA